Molecule: messenger RNA, 1752 nt
Organism: Euleptes europaea (tarantolino)
Lineage: Eukaryota; Metazoa; Chordata; Lepidosauria; Squamata; Sphaerodactylidae
Gene: ANGPTL2
Product: angiopoietin like 2
Exons: 5
Coding region: 93-1559 (488 amino acids)
Source: RefSeq, a predicted model, not a curated record
AAAAGCAACAACUUUAAAGCUUGAAGAAAGAAGUUCCAAGGAAACAGGAUCCAAAGGUUCAUUUAUACAAAGCUACUCAGAAACGAAGGACCAUGAAGGCUACAGUUUGCUUGUUGCUAAUGUCUGCGUUGGGUAUGCAUGCCACCAAGCCUCAAGAUUUUGAAGGCAGAGAUGAAGGAGAAGAACAAGAAUUCAUUUACACUAACAGGUAUAAGCGCUCCAGUGACACCCAAGACAAGUGCACCUACACCUUCAUUGUCCCUCAGCAGAAGGUGACAGGUGCCAUUUGUGUCAACUCAAAAGAACCAGAGGUCGUACUUGAAAACAGGGUAAAUAAGCAAGAGAUAGAACUGCUGAACAACGAACUACUUAAGCAAAAGAGGCAAAUAGAAACCCUUCAGCAGUUGGUGGAGGUAGACGGAGGAAUUGUUAAUGAGGUAAAGCUCUUACGAAAAGAGAGCCGCAACAUGAACUCGCGGGUCACCCAGCUCUACAUGCAGCUGCUGCACGAAAUCAUCCGAAAACGGGAUAAUGCUCUAGAACUUUCUCAACUGGAAAAUAAGAUACUGAAUCAAACUGCUGACAUGUUGCAGCUUGCAAACAAAUACAAGGACUUGGAGCACAAAUAUCAACAUCUGGUAACCAUUGCCAACAACCAAUCAAUAAUUAUUGCACAGCUGGAAGAGCACUGCCAGAGAACACCGUCCAUUAAACCAAUCCCACAACCUCCACAACCACCAAACCGAGUUUACCAACCUCCUAAUUAUAACCGUAUCAUUAACCAAAUAUCUACUAAUGAAAUUCAAAGUGACCAGAAUUUAAAGGUUCUUCCGCCCACGCUCCCAACAAUGCCGCCAGUUACUAGCAUUCCAACGUCAACUGAUAAGCCAUCAGGUCCUUGGAGAGACUGCCUGCAGGCUCUGGAAGAUGGCCAUGGUACCAGUUCAAUAUACCUCGUGAAACCUGACAAUACAAACCGACUGAUGCAGGUCUGGUGUGACCAACGACAUGAUCCUGGUGGCUGGACAGUAAUUCAGAGACGUCUGGAUGGAUCUGUCAACUUUUUCAGGAACUGGGAAACUUACAAGCAAGGGUUUGGUAACAUAGAUGGAGAAUACUGGCUGGGCUUAGAAAAUAUUUACUGGUUGACCAAUCAAGGCAACUACAAAUUGCUAAUAACCCUGGAAGACUGGUCAGGCCGUAAAGUAUUUGCUGAAUAUGCCAGUUUCCGGCUGGAGCCAGAAAGUGAAUACUACAAGUUACGUCUGGGCCGAUACAAUGGUAACGCUGGAGAUUCCUUCACAUGGCACAAUGGGAAACAAUUCACUACACUGGACAGAGAUCAUGAUGUAUAUACAGGUAACUGUGCUCAUUACCAGAAAGGUGGAUGGUGGUACAACGCAUGUGCACACUCCAACCUUAAUGGCGUUUGGUACCGGGGUGGACACUACCGAAGUCGAUACCAAGACGGUGUCUACUGGGCUGAAUUCCGAGGGGGUUCAUAUUCACUGAAGAAAGUUGUCAUGAUGAUUAGGCCAAACCCCAACACAUUCCAUUGAAAGUUAUUCUUCUUGCGCCUUAAGUGUAAAGCAUCAGAUGAAAAGCAACAACAUUUGGAUGUGCUGUAUACAACACAUCUUCUCAGUAGCGAAGAAUGUAAUAUAUUGUACAUUGACAGCUAUUAACUGGAGGACUUGUAUAUUGUAUUUUUGAAGAAUUGUUCCAGAACCAAAAUGGCAAGAAACACCUCUU